Molecule: messenger RNA, 2076 nt
Organism: Neltuma alba
Lineage: Eukaryota; Viridiplantae; Streptophyta; Magnoliopsida; Fabales; Fabaceae
Product: protein MID1-COMPLEMENTING ACTIVITY 1-like
Exons: 9
Coding region: 561-1808 (415 amino acids)
Biological process (GO): cell surface receptor signaling pathway
Source: RefSeq, a predicted model, not a curated record
GGAUGACCUUGGAGUUGCCCACCGCGAUGGCCCUUGAUCGUGUCUCGUGGAGGUGUGCCUGCGUGGGAAGCACUUGAGGCCAAACUCAGCUCCGCACUAGAGAGCAGAGAGAGACAAACGAUAUCGUAGCUGUGGGCGAUUAGCGCAAGAGAGAGAAAGAGGCACUCUGAGGAGCUUCUGCAUUUCUCUGCCCAAAUCCUCCAGAGUUCCACUCAGGAGAACGAUUGGAAGCUCAUUUGCGCAAAGCAAUGCCUGUCAUUGCCAGAAUUUUAUGUUUUUCGCUCCCAUCUUUACGUUCCUUUCAUCAUUGUUGAGAACUCAGAACCACAAAUAUAACAUCUGUGCUUCUGUCCCUAUCCAAGAUCUUUGAAGGAGAUGGCGUUUCUGAUUGCUUCUUUCAGAGGGCUCGAUCUGGCUUAGCAUAUUUGACUAUCUAGAUUGACGGCAUUAAUUUUGCUGAGUCCUUGGCAGCGCAGGGAAGGCAUGAGAAAUGAAUCACCAUUGUUGUAAUUUGGUGCUGUGGCUACACUAGCUGGAUUUCUGGUUUAUUUUCAGAUAGCAUGGCAUCGUCGUGGGAUCAUCUUGGGGAAGUUGCAAAUGUGGUCCAGCUAACGGGCUUGGAUGCUGUGCGGUUGAUUGGGAUGAUUGCAAAAGCUGCAAGCACAGCACGGAUGCACAAGAAGAACUGUAGGCAGUUUGCACAGCAUCUGAAGUUGAUUGGGAACUUACUGGAGCAGCUCAAGAUCUCAGAGCUGAAAAAAUAUCCAGAAACUCGGGAGCCUCUGGAGCAGCUUGAAGAUGCUUUAAGAAGGUCUUACAUUUUGGUCAACAGUUGUCAGGACCGGAGCUAUCUAUAUUUGCUGGCCAUGGGCUGGAACAUUGUUUAUCAAUUCAGAAAGGCUCAGAAUGAAAUUGACCGUUACCUACGUCUUGUUCCUCUCAUCACUCUUGUCGACAAUGCUCGAGUCAGGGAGAGACUUGAAGCUAUUGAGAAGGAUCAGCAUGAGUACACAUUGGAUGAUGAGGACCAAAAGGUGCAGACUGUGAUAUUAAAACCUGAACCUGACAAAGACGAUGCUGUGGUGCUGAAGAAAUCUCUUUCCUGUUCUUAUCCCAACUUGCCCUUCAAUGAAGCACUUAAAAAAGAAAAUGAAAAACUUAAGUUAGAGCUACAACAGUCGCAGGCCAAUUUGGAUAUGAAUCAGUGUGAAGUCAUUCAACGUUUAUUGGACGUGACAGAAGCUGCAGCCGACUCUGAGAAGUGUUUGCCUGAAAAAAGUCAUAAGAAAGUAGAGGACAGUUACUUAGAUGACAAUAGUGACAAAGGUUAUGCUUCUGAUGAAAAAUAUAACAAGAAACGUGACCCUUCUUCAACAUUAAGAUCAUCAGUUUCAGGAAAGGAUCUGCUGCAAACUGGAGGUUCAUAUCAGCUGGGAGAAUGGCACAAUGAUUUACUUUCAUGUUGUUCUGAACCCUCUCUAUGUAUAAAAACUUUCUUCUAUCCUUGUGGGACAUUUUCAAAGAUUGCUAGUGUUGCAACAAACAGGCAUAUAUCUUCUGCAGAAGCAUGUAAUGAGUUGAUGGCAUAUUCAUUAGUCUUGUCAUGCUGUUGCUAUACUUGCUGUAUCAGGAGGAAGCUUCGGAAAAUGUUGAACAUCACAGGUGGCUACGUUGAUGAUUUUCUAUCUCAUUUAAUGUGUUGCUGCUGUGCUCUUGUCCAAGAAUGGAGGGAAGUGGAGAUCCGUGGGUUUUGUGGAGCUGAUAAGACAAGUACAAGCCCUCCCCCCCCACAGCAUAUGGAAUCUUAAUCAGCCUAGCAUGUAUUGUUUAGUGGGAUUUGGAUGCAUCGCUUUUGUGUAAGUCCGUUCACAAUUUGAGUGACCCCGCUCGGCCUUGCACUUAGAACAGCAAAUGCUUCUUGUACAGAAGUCUUGUAAAUAGAAUCUACCGUCGCAUUAGAAUUAUCAUAGACUGCGCCUUCGUUUGGCAAGAAAACACUUUCCUGUUGAAAUUUGAUGACCUGUUCUCCCCCCCCCCGGGGGGGGGGGGGUUAUAUCAUGCAAAUGCGAGGUUCGG